Rotaria sordida is the source of this 618-nucleotide messenger RNA. The record is from the annotation of a GenBank genome assembly. Lineage: Eukaryota; Metazoa; Rotifera; Eurotatoria; Philodinida; Philodinidae.
AUGAGUGAAAAUAUUAAACGUAUUCUUGGUGAAGAAGGACAAAAAAAAAUUUCAUUGAUUGUAUUAAAGAGUGAUCGUUUUUGGAAUGUAAAUAAACGAUGUCCACAUGUUUUAAAAUUUGAUGUUAAUAAUGAACUUCAUUUGGAUUUUAUUGUAGCUGCAUCAAAUUUACUUGCACGCAUGUAUUACAUACCACAAAUACGUGAUCGUAAAUUAAUUGCUAAAGAAGUUGUAAAAGUACAUGUACCUGAAUUUAAACCAAAAGCAGGUGUAAUAAUACAUGAAAAUGAUGAACAACUACGAGCUGAUCUCAAACGAAAAAAAAAAUACGAGUGCCAUACUCGAUUACCUAAUUAUGAUGAUACAUUUGAUAUUAAAAUUCAAUCACAUGAAUUUGAAAAAGAUGAUGAUACAAAUUUUCAUAUGGAUUAUAUUGUAGCAACAGCAAAUUUACGAGCUGAAAAUUAUGACAUACAAAAAGCUGAUCGAAAUAAAAUGAAGAGAAUUGCAGGAAAUAUUAUUCCAGCUAUUGUAGCAACAACAGCAAUGGUAACUGGACUUAUUUGUCUUGAAGUUUAUAAAUUUGUUCAACAUCAUAAAAAAAAUAGAAUCAUAUAG